This is a messenger RNA of Psylliodes chrysocephalus, 6668 nucleotides long. The record is from the annotation of a GenBank genome assembly. Lineage: Eukaryota; Metazoa; Arthropoda; Insecta; Coleoptera; Chrysomelidae.
AUCAGUCGAAGGGGAGGUUAUGUCGCGACAAGUGAAUUGUAAUCCGUGAACUGUUUUGUUUUGAUUAAACAAAUCAAUGGUAGUAACAGAAAAUGGCUGAGGAAUUGUUGGUGGUUCUGAAUCGGAGUGAACACUCGGGCUUUGGAUUUUCAUUAUUAGGCGAACCAGGUUUGCCGCCGAUCAUUUACAAUAUUUUAGACGAUUCUCCAGCCGCUGAAAGCGGAGAGGUAGAAGUUGGAGAUGUAAUUUUAAAAGUGAACGAAACUGACGUCAUACGAUUCAGCACGAAAGAAGUCCUCAAAUGUCUCCGAUUAUCAGCUGACCCAGUUACAUUAAAAAUAAAAAGGGAUCCAAAAAUUAAGGCAACUGUACGUAAACAUCUGCUCUCGAAUACUGGCGAUUUAGAAAAAACUUCCAAGCUACCAGCAAUACACACGGCCAACAUAACCUCAAUUUCUAAUAACAAAUCAGAACCAGCUAUACAUAAGGCUCACAAUAAUGCGCUUGUCAACCGACUGGGCUCGACGAACGGUAGUUACUCAGAAAAAGAACCACUGCUUCCGAAUCAGAACCAGAACCAACAGCACCAUCAUCAUCACCACCAUCAACAGCAGCAGCAACAACCUGAGGAAAGCCGGCCGUUGCUGGAGGAGCACGAACGACUGCAAUGGCAACCAUUGGCCACUGCCAACAACGACCAAAACAACAAAUCCAAGGGCCAACCCAAAUUCGAGGCGUACAUGAUGACUGGCGAGCACAUAUUGAACAUUUCGAGGAUGCCACAAACGACGACGGCCAUCGUACCUAAGCAGCAGAAGAAGAUCGAAAAUCUGAGGUAUCACAACAGUCACGUACACCAUCUGAGGCAUCAGCAGCACAACUCGGUGCCGAACAGCCCGAACGAAUCGGAUCUUGGCCACAGGAGCGUCAACGCCGGCAAAUCAGGCCCCAAUUCGGCCACUACUUCCCCAAUCAGUGCCAACAAGAGGGAUCAGCACCAAGCGUCUCCGUCUGAUCCCUACAACUUCGUAAGGACGAGUCGAUCCGAGGACCAACUGCAAGGUCAAAACGACCUCUACAGCGUAAGCGUGGCUAAUUCGGAAGUCGACGAAGACGUGACGAGCUCCUUGAACACGCUGUUGGACACUAGACCGGACAGCGCCAAUUGCAACAGCGACAGCGAUCGCAUCGUGUGGACGUACAACGCGCCCAUUUGCGAUCAGCACAAGUUCGUGCACGCCAUGUCCAACGGCAGCAGCUCGUCACACAGCAACGUUUCGCCCACGUCGUCGAGCCCCCUUCAUUCUUCGGGCUCGCCCGCCUCGCCCACUUCAGUGUCUUCCUCUGUGAUGUCCAGCCAAUCAGGAUCAAAGCGAACGCCAUACAGCGUGUCGAACGGCCCCACGGGUUUGCCGCAUGGUGGCGGCGGCGAUUUUAGCGUUUCGGAAGCGGUCUCGAACAUCUCCAGUCCCGAUUACCACGAUGACGAUAUCGUCGGUUUGAGGGAUUGUGUGAUGGAGAUUAGUGACCACAGUGAUAGUGAUAGUACAUUGUUAGUGUCCGAACCGCGGCAGAGACACAUCAUGGUGCACAAUAGCUGCAGCAGCGGAGGCAAUUCGGACAGUAGUGAUCAUCGCAUUGUGAUACAAGUGAAGGGACCUGAUAAAGACAGGCAUAGACAGAGUGAUAGUUUGUCGACGUUGAAAGGGGACGGUGAUGGAUAUCAGAACGACACUCAGCAAGAGAUCGACCGCGAAGAAGGUUUCAGGGACUUUACGAACAAAUCGUCGCCGUUGUCUUCUGAAGACGAAAGCGACGUGGAAAGCCUUCACAGUUUUCAUUAUUCUCCGAAAGCCGUCGACAUGCCUUCCGCCAUUCGGUUGGCCAAACGGCUAUAUGGUCUCGACGGGUUCAAGAAGUCCGACGUCUCCAGGCAUCUUAGCAAAAAUAACGACUUCAGUAGAGCCGUAGCCGAAGAAUAUCUGAAAUAUUUCGAAUUCCACAAAGACACCCUAGAUAUAGCUUUAAGAAAGUUCCUCAAACAAUUCUCUCUCACCGGUGAGACUCAAGAGAGGGAGCGUGUACUCGUUCAUUUUUCCAAGAGAUAUUUAGACUGCAAUCCCGGUUCUUUCAAUUCUCAAGAUGCCGUUCAUACUUUAACCUGUGCCAUUAUGUUGCUCAAUACGGAUAUACAUGGCCAAAAUAUAGGAAGGAAAAUGACAUGUAACGAAUUUAUAGAAAAUUUAGCAGGUUUGAACGAAUGUGAAAACUUCCCAAGAGACGUUCUAAAGCAUUUGUAUCACGCCAUCAAGAAUUGUCCCCUAGAAUGGGCUUUAGAUGAAGACCUGGAAGAUAGGAACAACGUACAAUCUCAAUCUAGGAAUAACGAGAAUGCAAACUUGGGAUGCAAUCCAUUCUUGGACGUCCCUGUGGCGGCCAAUGCUGUCGAAUACAAGAAGGGUUACGUCAUGAGGAAGUGUUGCUACGAGGCAAACGCCAAAAGAACUCCGUUUCACAAGCGUAGCUGGAAGAUGUUUUACUGUACACUUCGCGAUCUGGUUUUGUAUCUACACAAGGACGAAAACGGCUUCAGAAAAAACCAAAUGGGCGACAAUUUACACAACGCCAUUCGUAUUCAUCACGCUCUGGCUACCAAGGCGUCGGAUUAUACCAAGAAGCAGUACGUCUUCAGAUUGCAAACGGCCGAUCAGGCGGAGUACUUGUUCCAAACCAGCGAUUCUAAGGAACUGCAAUCUUGGAUAGACACGAUUAAUUUCGUGUGCGCUAGUUUUUCAGCGCCGCCGCUCGAAGCGGCCGUCGGAUCGCAAAAGAAAUUCCAGAGGCCUCUGCUACCUUGUAGUCAUACCAAAUUGAAUUUGAGAGAGCAGUUAGCUGAUCAUGAGGAGAGAGUAAUGAGACUGGGAGCCAUGUUGGAUGAUCAUAGAAAGUGUCCACCUGAGAAAGGAUCAAAAUCGCAAGUAAUCCAAAACUACAAAGAAAAGGAAGCUUAUUUAACAUAUGAAUUGCAGAAGUACAAAACCUACAGCCUGAUGCUGCGUUCUAAGAUGUCGCACUACCCGGAAUUGCCGGUGAGCCUGGCCGAGAACAGCAUAGGCGAGGUGGACGAAAGCAUGGCGGGAGCGACGGGACCCAGCGUGUGCCUCUUGGACGACAUGGGGGGUGGGAUAGUGGCGCCGCCCUUGCCUGACCGCCCCUCCCCCUCCACAGUGAAUAGGAAAGACGGCGAAUAAGAAAGGAAUUAGGCAGAGAAUUGGCUGGAGAGAAAAUAACACACACCCCCCUUCCCUCGUGUUAGACUUCGAGACAGGCGGGUCAAAAAAAAACAACCGUCGUGCAAUUGGGAAUUAAAAAAAAAGAAAUACUUUCAUUAUCUAUCAGAUGUGUAUUGAGCAAGAUGAAUUUUUUUUAUUUAAUUUCGUUUAAAUAAAAAACUAACGGGCUAGACGAAUUUUUUAAAAUUUUGCGUUUGAUGAUUUGAAAAUAUGCAGUUGGGGGGAAAUAUUGCAUCUUGAAUCGUUCGGAAAACUAUUUCGAUUUAUAACUUUUUGUUUUGAGAUUAUUUAUCAACUUGUAUAUUGUAUAUUAACAACACGAAAUAAUAUUGGAAUCAUAAAGCAAAUAAGGGCAUUACGAAUGCAAAAAUAGGUUAAGUAUAAUAUUUUUUUUGUAAAUGUUGAAUUUCUAUAAAGAAACGUUAAUAUUCUGAUGUUUUUUUUUAUAACAUUUUUGGCGGUGGAUCUCUAGUGUAAAUAUUGUAAAUUCGUAUGAAGACAGUCGAACAUGUAAUAUCGAAACGUUAUUAUAACAAAGAUGAAUUAAAAGAUAGAAGGGAUCAGAAAAUGAGAAACAAACUGUAAUAGUUUUAUUUUAGUGCCUUUUUAAUAAAUAAUAAUUAUUGUUAAAAAUUUGGGUUGCAUUCCUAAAUUUUUCCAAACAUUGUUUGUGUGCAACAAAAAUUAAAUUUAAAAACAAAGUUAAAUAAUGGGUUAGUACUGAAAACAAACUAUGAAUAUGGUGAAUAAGUCUAAUAUUGACAAAAUAGAUAAAAAUUUUCGAAAAUUGAGUUUUUAUUUUAGCACAGCACUACAUAUGUUUCGGAAACAUUUUUUCCAUCUUCGGGUGCAGUCAAAAUUUAAUAAAACUUGGGGACGAUUACAAACGGAUUAAAAACAUUUUUUUAAAUAAAUAAUCUUUCUGUUACAGCAUGUGAAGGUGUAUAGUGAAUAGUUUACAUUUAGAAAAUUAUUUAUAGAGUACAAAAUUCUUUGCAAAUUCGAAAUUUUGAAAAUAAUUGGAAAACCAAAAAAUUAAUGAAGGAGAGAGGGAAACUCAAGGCCUAGAACAAAAACAAAACAAACCAUUAUAUGGGGAUAAGCCAACGAAUAAUACAAAAAUACACAUUUAAAAGGAUGCAAAUCAACAGAAUAAAUUACUUAAGGUACAAUUUUAAAGAUUAGGCUAAAAUUCAGCAUACCUACUUCUUAUUUUGUUGAUUUCAUCCUUUUAAGAUGUGUAUUUUGUAUUAUUCGUUGGUUUGUCUCCAUUAUAACUGUUUUUUUUUCUAGGUCUGGUGAUGGCCUUUGGCCGAAACUAAUUCCCCUUCACAAUACGUAUAAUUUUUUCUACUGUGGUAAAGACUUUGAGUUUGCCUCCCUCUGUUUGGGAUUGUAUUACAUUUGUGCAAUGGAUAAUUUACACUCAAAAAAUUUUUUAUUUAGAACUAAAUUAUCUGCAAACAAAAAUGUUAACAAAUUAGAGUUAUAACAAUUUAAAAAUAAUCCUCAAAAUUAUGAAUGCUCACAAUUAAGAACAAAUUUUUAAAUGUUUAAAGAUUAGCUACCUAUCAUAAAAUAAAUCAAUAUGUACAGGGUGUCACUAUAUUCGACCGAUAACGCUCUACUCUUAAUGGGCUUAGUUAGAGUGUUAAAAGUUUUAAAUCAAAAUUCAAAAUUUGCCAUAAAUCAAAAACGUCUUUGAAUAUUUAUUUUUCAAAUUUGAUCUACCAAGAUCUUGUCAAAAACACGAACUAUUAAAAAUUUGACAUGUGCCUAUUUUUUUUGUGUCAUCGGCAUCAACUGCUAUGGUUAUUAGCCUCGUGUUCUGUGUAGGCUUUGUUACUGUUUCCCAACGCCACUUUAGGAACAGCACUGUUAAUUAGUACCCAACAGUGAAUGGUCGAGUGGGGAAUCCUACCAAGGCAUAUUAUUAUCUUUUGUUUAGAAGCUAAUUUCUACCACAUUCACUUUACUUCCAUAAGGUUCUUACUUUUUUAACUAAAAAUGAACAGAGAAUUAAAAAAAUAAAUAUUUGUCCAGUGGCGUAAAAAAUAGGGAAUACAAGUUGCCAGUAACCCUGACAGCGCACCACUGGUUAAUUUUUUCAAAACUUAGUUUAUGUCAAAUUAUUACUUUCUUAAAGAGUGCAUUGGUCACCAAAUUUGAUUUACGGCAAAUUUUGAUUUUUGAUUUCAAACUUUCGUAUAUCAUGUUCCUAUAUCAACAUUAAUCAAUUACCGAGAGCUCCCUGGGGGUAUAGUGUUGUCAGUGGAAUAUUGAUACCCUGUAUAUAUAUUUUUUAUUAUUAAUAUUUAGGUCUAUUUUAAAAUAGUUCACAACAUUGUGAACAAGUUUACAUUUUACUAACUCAUAAUUCAUCACAAACUUUUAAAAUGAUUGCAGUUAUAAAUAUACAAAAAGUUAUUCUCUGAAUAUCUAACAACAAUUAUGAAAAAGUUAAAUAUUGCUCAUAAUACAUAUACAAGGUUAUUAUAAAAUAAGGGAUAUAGUUCAAUUUAUUAUGUAUUUUGAAAAAAUGAUUAUUUUCACUUAAUCAAUUAGGUUAUUAAAAUAUACUGUUUUAACAUACACUAUAAUUUUGUUAUUUAAAAAGGAUUCUAAUGUAAUUUGGUGUUUCAUUUAUAAAUUGCUCCUAAAAAAAUAAAAACAAAUUUAACACAAUUUUCAAAGAAAAUUGUUACCGACAACAUAAUUUUUAUUAGAUUGAAAUAAAAUCUAUUUGUCUAAAAAAUAUAUCGAAUAAUCGAUUGAUCGAUUAUUUUGGCCACUUCUAAUAAUGUAAUUUCUUAUGGUUAAAGCAAAUGUUCGUUAUAGCAUCCAUUUUGCUGCUGUACAAUCACCUACCCCGUUCCUCCAAAUUGUACACUGCACUAUUCAGCAUUUCUGGUUGAAUUGCAGCAUCUUACUCCUUACUAAAGUCUUUUAAUUCUUCCAGCGUUGUUAAUCGUGUUCUAAACACCAUAUUUUUUACGUAAUAGGGAUUGUUCAUAAUUUGAAAGAUUUCGUUUUUCGCAGUUUUAUAUCACUAUUUUUAGCAGAAAUUCAGUUUAAAAUAUUUACUGCAGUUGCUUAUAAAUAUGUAUAUAAAGAAAUAAGUAAUCGACACAUGAUUUGCACACAAAUGAUUUAUGGACUAGUUUGAUAAAUGCAGUAUCCACCUGUAUACUUUCAUGUCAACGUGAAAAUUCUUUAAAUUUCCAAACCGAUUCUAGAAUUUUCGUCUAGUCUUCUAUAAAACACAUUGCCAAAGAGAUUGUAUUUAACAGAUGAAUUAAAUUUAAAUAAAGAUGGUAUUAUGUCAUUUUAGCAUUUAUCUUUUUUUAAUAUUAUUAUUAUUGUUUUUUAACCUAA